AUGAUGAAAGAACCUGAGAAGAUCAUAAAAAAACAACAUAUUAAUGGAUAACUUAAAUAUUAAGUGAAAUGGAAAGGUUUUGAUGAAACUACUUGGGAAGUUGAAGAAAAUGUAAAAAAGUACAAAGAACUAAUUGAAGAUUUCAACUAUUUUUGUUUAACGGGAGAAAGAUAUGAUGAUAAGAAACUUGAUGAAAUUAGAUAGAUAACAGCAUAAGCAUAACCUAGAACAGCAAUAAAAAGAGUAGCUGGACCUAGACCUCCUGAUCCUAAUAAAAAGGAUAAAAAGGCAGAAAAAGUAGAUUAAAAACAUUCAGAAAUUAGUGAAACAUUAUCUUAAAGUCAACUUGAGAAUGGGAAUAACAACAAUAAUCAAAAUACAUCAAAUAAUAAUAAUAACAUUCCUAUUUCUAAUGAAAUCUAAACUUCUCAUAUUUCCAAUUAAAGUAAUGUUGUUUCAAAUCUUUAAACAGCAUUGAUAGUUAAUAUGCAUUAAUAGAAUCAUAAAACUGGUAGCAUAAUUUCAUAAAAAUAAUAGGAAUUAACUUAGUAAAUAAUAUUUAAUAUUUUUAUAGAAAAGUAACAUAACAUUAUGCAAAUUAAGAUGAUAAAUUAGCUAUGAUUAAAUUAUAAAUAACAGAAGAUAAUUGUGUAUUCUAAUUAUAAUGGAAAUAAAGAUCAGAUGGAAUAACUCCACUUCCUGAAUUCUAUAGUUAUGAAUAAUUUAAAUUAUAGGCACCUUUAUUUUUUAUUAAAUUUAUUGAAACAUGUUUAUUGGAAUGUUAAAGCAUUGAUAGUGACAUUAAGUAAACAAUUUAUUAUUAAUCUAGAUUUGAAAUAGCAGGAAAGGAUCUCUUUGAAAAAACUAAUUUAAUAAAAAGUGCAUUAUAAAAAAGAGAAGUAGGUGACAAAAAGAAAAGUGUCUAACCAUUAUUGAUAUCAUGA
Messenger RNA from Paramecium pentaurelia, 944 nucleotides. The record is from the annotation of a GenBank genome assembly. NCBI's taxonomy places the organism in Eukaryota, Ciliophora, Oligohymenophorea, Peniculida, Parameciidae.